CCCUUUCGAGGAAGUCGGAGGAACUCCAGAGGAAUGACUACAUUCGACCAAACACGGAAACUUUUGGAUUUUAAUUUUCCACCAAAGAAAUUGCAGUAGCAACUGGAAAUAGCCAGCGCUAUAAUUGUUGAAAAUAUAUUUGCUUUUAGAUCAUCAAACCACAAGAAGUUCUUUUUCUUUUCUAUUAUUUCUAAAGUUUUCUUUUUUAGAUUAUCUACUGGUAUAUGAGUAGAUAAAACAAAGCAAUUCCAGAUUCUCAGAAAAGGUACCAGAAUCUCUCUUAGGCCAUAAAUACGCAGCCAGCUUCUAACUCUGUAGGAGUUCGUUGAAAGGAAAGCAUUCAUUCAUGGCAGCCCCUUAUGAAAAUGUGCCUCCUGCUAAUCUAGAGGGAAAGUAUAUGGCAAUUAUAGUAUGCUGGCUUCUUGGAAACGGGUGCCUUGUUUCGUGGAACAGUAUGCUUACUAUUGGAGAUUACUAUUCUGACUUGUUCCCGAAAUACCAUUCUGCAAGGGUCUUGACUCUUGUAUAUCAGCCAUUUGCCCUUGGAACACUUGCAAUAUUGGCAUACCAUGAGGCAAAAAUCAAUACUAGACGAAGGAACCUAUUUGGCUAUAUCCUGUUUUUUAUAAGCUCUUUUUUGGUUUUAGUUUUGGAUUUAGCUACUUCUGGAAAAGGGGGACUUGGAACUUUUAUUGGAAUAUGUGCCAUUAGCGGUGCUUUUGGAGUUGCAGAUGCUCAUGUACAGGGAGGAAUGGUUGGGGAUCUCUCCUUCAUGCGACCUGAAUUCAUUCAAUCUUUCCUUGCCGGCUUGGCUGCAUCAGGGGCUCUAACCUCUGCUUUGAGGUUGAUAACAAAAGCAGCUUUUGAAAGUACCAAGGAUGGUCUUCGCAAGGGUGCACUUUUGUUCUUUGCCAUUUCCACCUUUUUCGAGCUUCUUUGUGUUCUUCUCUAUGCAUUUGCCUUUCCGAAACUUGCAAUUGUGAAGUAUUACCGUUCAAAGGCAGCCUCAGAAGGAUCAAAAACCGUUACAGCUGACCUUGCUGCUGGCGGCAUCCAAACCUUACCACAACAAGAGGCUGAGGAAGACCCAAAACAACUUGAGCGGCUAAGCAACAAAGAAUUGUUAUUUCAGAACAUUGAUUAUGCACUUGAUAUGUUUCUGAUAUAUGUUCUGACACUAUCUAUUUUCCCUGGAUUCUUAUCUGAAGAUACUGGAUCUCACAGCUUAGGUGCAUGGUAUGCUCUUGUUUUGAUUGCAAUGUAUAAUGCAUGGGAUCUUAUUGGAAGAUACAUUCCACUCUUGAAAUUCCUGAAGUUGGAAUCACGGAAAGGUCUCAUGAUAGCAAUUCUCUCUCGGUUUUUACUCAUCCCAGCAUUCUAUUUCACGGCCAAGUAUGGUGACCAAGGAUGGAUGAUACUGCUCACAUCCUUCUUGGGGUUAACGAAUGGUUACCUCACUGUCUGUGUCCUUACUUCUGCGCCAAAAGGUUACAAGGGACCGGAGCAGAAUGCCUUGGGAAACCUUUUGGUUUUGUUUCUUCUAGGAGGUAUUUUUGCAGGGGUGACACUCGACUGGCUGUGGCUAAUAGGCAAAGGCUGGACUCUGUUUGUUUGGCCGAGUGCUUGCCCUAUUCUCCUCUCACCACUUACUGCACACCUCGUCACGUGGAUUUGUAGUCUUUUGGUGUGUAAAUGAACAUUAAUCUAAUCUUUUCUUUUGAAAAGAAUGGCAUGUUGAUCAAAUGGUACCUGCUAAAGCACAAUCGACCAGGAAAACAAAACGAAAGGAAUGGGCUAAACAGCAAGGAACUUUAAUUGGGAUAGCCUUCAUAUGGUUACCAA
Juglans regia (Persian walnut) is the source of this 1842-nucleotide messenger RNA. Its product is annotated as equilibrative nucleotide transporter 3-like. Gene Ontology annotation, molecular function: nucleoside transmembrane transporter activity. The transcript is spliced from 11 exons. The record is from RefSeq and is a predicted model, not a curated record. Gene Ontology annotation, cellular component: plasma membrane. Gene Ontology annotation, biological process: nucleoside transmembrane transport. Lineage: Eukaryota; Viridiplantae; Streptophyta; Magnoliopsida; Fagales; Juglandaceae. The coding region runs from base 347 to 1696 and encodes 449 amino acids.